AGCCCGUGUUUUACGCGAAGGAUUGUGACGCUAGUUUAAUGGUUUGAUGGUUUGAUGGUUUGAUGGACGCGUACCUAGUGGGAUUUAGAAACGAAUUAUGUUGGGGAUAAUCAAGAGUACUGGUCGGUCUGGGGUUGAUUUAAAGCCACUAUCACUCUCGCUUUCCUAUACACACCACUCACCAACUCAACCAUCCCAAACCACAACCAACACCUCAAAAUGACGACCUCCACAGCCCUGACCCUCUACCGACCCUCCGACCCGAUUCCCUCGUCAACCCUAACUACCACCCCCCGCGCCAAUAGCCUCAUUUCCUCGCGUCUCUUCAGCCAACAAACUGGUACAGCGAUCGCAACCGAGCUCCUCUACCGCAUUCUCAUCGAGCUGUUGAACCGACUCUUCUGUACCCUCCAACGUUUUGCUUCAGAGCGCCUGGACAAACUCUCCAGCUUCCUUGAACAGCGGGCACAGGAAAGGCGAGAGGCGAGAGUGGUGGCUGCUGAGGCUGCGAAGAUGGAGAAAGGUGCGAUAGGUGGUGGCGGGGGAGGAGGGUUAGGCAUCGUUGAGGAAAUCAACAAACUCUCAUCUUCCCGUGGCGAGGGUUUUGGCUUUGGGCCGGGAGUGGCGUGUCCGAUUACUACAAGUGGAAGCGCUGGAACAAAUGGGAAGGAGCUACCGAAGUGGAUGAAGAAGCGGGGCAUAAAUGAACCACCAAAGCCUCCGAGGUGGGUUAAGAGUGUUUUUGAAGGGAUUGGAGAGGGGCGGUUGGAGGUGAGCGAUUUUUGGAUGAACACUCAUAUGGGGUGAUGAGAUGAUGGUUGUUGCAUAGAAAAUAUAUUAAAAGACGACGGGAGAUGGAAGCCGCUCUAGGAUGUAGAGGCUACAGUCGGCCUUCUUAGGUGUCUGGCAUUGCGAAGCCGUCUCCGGGCUAGCGUUGCGCCUGACUAGGAGAAAGCGGUGGUUGUAUGGUAGAAGAGGCGAUAGAAUUUGGCGUGGUACACGAAGGGGCAUGAUAGUGUCUGGUUUAGGAUAGAGGUUCAUACCCUCCUGAUACUCUCCUCAGUUCUAGCAAUAGGGUUGAAGGAUCGAAGUCAAAGUUUCGGACCCGGUGUCACUAUGUAUUAGAUGGUUAGCAGGGUCGACUUUAAAUAGGAGGCUUCUUGACGUGGCAUCAUUCUUUUGGAGAAAGAUAGGAAGUAGGGCACUUUACGUUUGUAAAUUCAGAGCGUGUCACGCAUUCAAUAAUGAAUUAAGGGAGUUUGGAGGAAGA
Messenger RNA from Lindgomyces ingoldianus, 1270 nucleotides. RefSeq lists its product as uncharacterized. Lineage: Eukaryota; Fungi; Ascomycota; Dothideomycetes; Pleosporales; Lindgomycetaceae. The transcript has a single exon. Bases 220 to 807 code for a protein of 195 amino acids. The record is from RefSeq and is a predicted model, not a curated record.